Messenger RNA from Ogataea angusta, 1146 nucleotides. RefSeq lists its product as uncharacterized. Lineage: Eukaryota; Fungi; Ascomycota; Pichiomycetes; Pichiales; Pichiaceae. Gene Ontology annotation, cellular component: cytoplasm. The record is from RefSeq and is a predicted model, not a curated record. Bases 1 to 1146 code for a protein of 381 amino acids. The transcript has a single exon. Gene Ontology annotation, molecular function: ubiquitin protein ligase activity; zinc ion binding.
AUGGAUUCUAUCACUGCAGAGGAGUAUCUCAACAACCAGCUCCAGCUGGAAAAAGAGGCCCGCCAGCUGAUGCCGUACGAUCCCAAAGUAUGCACGUACUCACUGGGGCCAAUCAGACAGCAGAUAUACGCCUGUUUGACGUGCUCGCGUCAGAAUGGCCAUCCGGUUGGCGUAUGCUACGCGUGCUCCAUCCAGUGCCACACGUCGCACGAUCUUGUGGAGCUAUUUGCAAAAAGAUCGUUCACGUGCGACUGCGGGACCAAGAGGACAGAGAAGCACGGCGUUUGCUCUCUAAGAACCGCCAUUGGCAAGAAGACCACCAUCAACAAGGACCACCUGCCUACUGACAUUCCCUCGAGCACCAACGUGUACAACCACAAUUACGACGGCACGUUCUGCGAUUGUCGCAAAAGAUACGACCCUACAGACGACAGCAACAUGUUCCAGUGUGCUUUUGGGGACGCGUGCGGAGAAGACUGGUUCCACGAGGAAUGCAUCAUGGGAAUGCGGCCCGGGGACGUCAAUCGGCGCCAGAUCAAGGAAGAGGGCACGAACAAGCUGGAAUCACUAUCUGAGCCGGGGCUGGAUGCACAGGAGGACCAAAAACACAGAGAGUUGCCGGAGAUUCUACCCCUGCCAGGGUUUCCUGAUCUGGACGACUUUGACACCAUUAUCUGCUGGAAAUGCGUCCAGAAAUACAGGAAGGAGAUGGAGAUUUUUGCAAAAGAGCUGGGGUGCGAGACGAUUACCAGAAAGCCGAAAACUGAGCCGGAACAGGCCAAACGAGCCAGGACAGAGCCGUCGUUCACUAUUUUCCUAAAAGACAACUUCAAAGACCAGUUACAGAAACUAAUCACAGAAAACAAACCCGAAAUCAAGCCGCUGAUCUCCUUCCUCAAGGUGCACACGUACCUGUACCUCGAGGACUCGGUUUACAAGCCGCCGGAGGACGAGGACGACGACUCGUCGAUAUUCGAGCUGGGGCUGCGCAACCUCAGCAGAUUGCCCGUGGAGAGCGCGAUUUCGAGCGUGCACGCGUACGAGAAGGUGAAGAGCAAGCUGACGGAGUUUCUGCGGCCGUUUGCAGAGCAGAACAAGGUCGUCACGGAGGAAGAAAUACGCUCGUUUUUCAACGGCAUGGAGUGA